AAAUCAACGUUCUAUCCAUUGCUAUCAGAACUUCGGGUCAGAUACACCAUCUUAAUAGAAAGAUUGGAUACGGUGUACGACCAAAUGGUGCAGCCACAGAAGCGCUUGAUUGUGAAAAGGUUACUUGAAGCGUGUUUAGGAAGGCUGCUGGAAAUAAAGCAUGACUGGGUCGAGCUCAAUCUGUCGGACUAUACGUAUGAUGAUGAUGAGGCACUACGGAGGCUCAACGUCACACCUCUAGAAGCAGAACCAUGCGUCCCGCAAUACUUCGUCAGAGAAAGACAGCAAGAGGUCGACGAUCGACGCCAGUUCAUCACAGAAGUCCUAAGGAAGCUGGGACAUGAACCAGCUAAGCCUAGACCAUUAGUCCUCACUGAACAACAAGCUGUUAUCAUUAUACAGAGUCAUGAAAGAGCAAGGCAAGGACGACUAAGAGGCCAAUUCAUGAAAGAAAUUCGUCUCCUAAAAGAGAAAGGCAGGGAUCAGAGAGGUGAAAUGUCCUCCACAGCAGCCACUGCUAUUCAGAGGGUGUGGAGAGGGUUCAUUGCUAGACGAGCCACUAAAAAGAGAAAGUUACAGGAACAGCUUCUUAUUGGCAUGGAAAUGCUUCCAUAUGUGGAAUCUAAAGAGAUAAAAAAAGCCGAAGAGGUGAAACAAACACGCCGUCAAUUGCAACAACAAAACGAAAAAGAAUAUCAAGAUGCACUAAACGCAAUCGAAGAUAGGCUUCUAGCAAAACAUGAGGCUAAAAUAACUGAGCGAAUCAGCGAUGAACUAAGGCGUUGGAUAACAGAAUAUUAUGAAAGAACAACUCGAUUGCCAGAAUUUCCUUCCGAAGACGCUGGUGGUAGUCGUGCAAUGUUUAGCAGACAAGGGACGGGUGUUGACAGUGAAUUAAGUAAGCUAUCACCGAUAUCUUCUAAGGAUUCUAAAAAAAGCAAGGACAGUAAAGAGAAGAAAAGCAACAAGACUGAUGAAAAUAAAAACAAAGACAAAGACGAAGUGGAAGAUCUUUAUACAUUUAAAUGCACAGCCUCGUCAUUUCUGCAAGAAAUAAUAAAUACCAAUGAAGAAUAUGAAGAUAUAUGGAAAUAUAGAGACGACGAUGAUGAUCUUCAUGAAAAAUAUGAUACUGAAAUGAUAGAACGUGAAAAAAUGGCUAAAAUCGAACAAGAAAUAAGAAACACAGUUGAUGAAUUGAUGAGAACUGAACUUGAUCUAUUGCAAGCUGCUUUUGAUAGGGAUAGAGCUCAUAAAGGAAAGAAGUCUAAAAAGCCGCAAAAAAAGGUACGACGCGGAGGAAAGAAGAGUAAGAAAAAGAAAGAGAAAGACCUAACGCCUGACAGGACAACAGAGUCUUUAUUUGAGGAAUUAGUCACUAAUGGCAUUAUCCGUCCUCAUCCUUUUGUUAGUAUAAUUAAUGAUUAUAUUGGUGAAAAGAACUUUGUUGGAGCUCAGUGGAGGUGCGAGGGAAGGGAACCGUCACCGUCUUUGGGAGAUAUACGGCAAUUGGUUAAAGAAUAUUGUAUUCUGCCGCUUGGUUCUGAAUAUGUUAGAACGCAUGCGCCUAUAGUUAGGUCUAUUUUGAUUUCAGGUCCAUCUGGAAGCGGUAAGAAGAUGCUUGUCAACGCUAUUUGUAGUGAAACCGGUGCUAUGUUAUUUGAUUUAACACCAGCAAACAUAGUGGGAAAAUAUCCAGGAAAAUCAGGACUAAUAAUGUUGAUACAUUUAGUUAUGAAAGUAUCAAGACUGUUACAACCAUCUGUUAUAUGGAUGGAUGAAGCUGAAAAACCUUUUGUUAAGAAAAUACCUAAAACGGAUAAAACUGACCCGAAAAGAUUGAAGAAAGAUCUAGUGAAAAUUAUAAAAGGUAUCUGCCCAGAAGAUCGCGUAUUAUUCAUCGGCACAUCCCGCACACCAUGGGAAGCGGAACAAAAGCUGCUAUUCCAAUGCUAUGCUAAAGUUAUUCAGAUCCCCAAAGCUGAUUACGGCAGCAUAUCUCUUAUGUGGCGCACAAAACUGCACAGAGCGGGCGCGCUAUCUCCCAGAUUAGAUAUAUCGUGCUUAUCUAGAGUAUCCGACUCGUAUACUAUUGGUACCCUACUAUCAGCCCUGGAUGCUGUUCUCACCACAAAAAGGCGUCUACAGUUACGCGUCAGAGCGCUUACAGCGCAAGAAGUAGCUGUCCAGUUGAGCGCCCGGGAGCCAGUUUAUGCAGAACAAGAUGCAGCAGCAAAUGCUUGGUGGUUGAAGACACCGAUGGAGAGAAGAAGACUACGGAUGCUGCAAAAGUUACAAGAGUUGGAACAAGAGAAUGAAGAGAGAGCUGCUGCUACUAAAUAA
This is a messenger RNA of Colias croceus (clouded yellow), 2343 nucleotides long. RefSeq names its product IQ and AAA domain-containing protein 1-like. The transcript has 11 exons. The coding region runs from base 85 to 2343 and encodes 752 amino acids. The record is from RefSeq and is a predicted model, not a curated record. Gene Ontology annotation, molecular function: ATP binding; protein binding; ATP hydrolysis activity. NCBI's taxonomy places the organism in Eukaryota, Metazoa, Arthropoda, Insecta, Lepidoptera, Pieridae.